UUAUAAUAAUUAAAGCAAAAAAAAAAAACAAUAAUUUAAUGGAAACAAAUGCCAAUUGGAAUCCUUCAAUUUUUCACUUUCAGCCGAUGAUGAUGGCAACGGUGAUGACAUAUUCCCCGAAAACAUAAGGCUUGAAUUACAAAAUGUCAUACAACAAUUGCGCACAAUAAGCACUAUACAAUCCGGUCAGGAAGUCCUAAAAGUUAAGGAAAUUUUACAACAACUGUGGAUGAAGGAUUGCCUACCAGGUUUUAUUACAGCCGAAAAAAUCUGUAAUUUGGAUAAGGACAAAGUGCCUUGGCAUUCAAUAGCUACUCAUGAAUAUGCAGAUCUAUUGCAAGCUGUGCUCCAAUUAUUAACCACUGAAUGGCCAGGGCAAGUGUUGGACAUGCAGGAAAUGUUUAUUUUCAAUAUAUUCAAAAUCGAUUACAAUUUCGAUUUUAUUAUGGAAACCUGGUCGUGUUUAAUGAACAAAUUACCCCAAUCACCCCAAAGCAUAAUGACAAUCUUCGAAUUUCUCUUGGAGGAUGACAAUUUUUUAUCGAUAACAUUUUUGCAAAUAUGCAAGGAAAAGUCGCGUUUAUUGCAACAAUUUAAAGCAACUCUAAACACUUUACCCGAACCAGAAUUAGAACAGUUUAACAUAAAAGUCAAGGAAUUUAUGCAGUUUCUAAUAUCUUUACCAAACCGCUUAGCUAAUGCUGUAUUGGGUAAAGUUACUGAUUUCUUUAAGACCAACUAUUAUGCCAAAACUGUAAUGCAACAUAUACUCAAAACCCUGUGGUUUUUGAUACACUGUGAUGACCAGGAACAAAAAUAUUUCGAUUUGAAAUUUCUCUCAGAUAUAUUAAGCCGUUUAGUUGUAGACUUUUGCAGCAAUACAGAACAAGAUUCAGAUCUUUUUAAAUUUUUAGAAAUUUUACAAGAAUUAUGUCACUACUCCACUCCCCGAAAUCGUGUACAAGAAAUAUUUUAUUUAAUGGAUGAUAAUAAUACCUCUAUUUACCGUCUGGCCCUAUGUAUGGUUAAAGGCUCUCUAGAUGUUCAUAAACUCUUGGGGAAUUGUGUUAAAAACAAUGAACUUUGGCAAUUUUGCUUCCUGCACAAAUUAUCUAUGCUAAGAAUACCUGGUCAAGAACCAGCUUUAAUUGCUUUAGUACGCUACAUAUCCUUAGUAGAUGCUACCUUGUUAAAACAACUUUUUGAGAAUCUGCUAAAUAUUUGGUCCAAACGUAUAUGUUUGCAGAAAUUAUCCCAAAACGAGCACUUAAAUCUAUCAAAACUUUUAAUAAUAACGGCAAAAUAUUAUUAUUUGGAUGAUAAAAAUAAUACCACAGAGAAUGAUGAUUUUAAACGUUUAUUACACCAGGGUCUGCGCCAUCAUUUGGAAUGUUCAGAUUCUCUGCAACGUCAUAUUGGCAUGAAAACUGUAGAACUGAUAUUUAAUUUUAUUGCGGGACCAAAUGCCCAAGAAAUGGAACAAUUGAAAUUUGAUUAUAGCGGCAUUUUAGAAACUCUCAAAGGAAUCACACUAACACAAAUUGAUAAGUUGGCUAAAACCAUAGAAUUGACAAAGGAUAUGUCUAAAAAUAGAGAUCUCAAAGACUUAGAAUCAUUAUUGGAAACUUUUAUGAGCCAAAAACCCAGUGAAGAUGUAAUUACAAACUCUAAUAAGAGCUUACUUCCGAAAAAGUUUAUCAAGGACUUGGAUAAUUUUGAAAUAACACCUCCUCCCUCAAAAUCUCCCAAAAUGGAUUUAGAUUCAGAUGACGAUGAUGAUUUAAAGCCCUACGAUAUGUCAAAUGAUACAGAACAAAUUUUGGAUAAAAGUCCCAAAUUUCUACUAGACUUGUUGACUACACUCUCAACAAAAUGUGAAAAUUAUGAAUAUUUUGAGGGAGCAUUAUCAACAGCUGAAAACCUAAUACGCUCACAAUUGCCCAAAUCGGAUUCACGUUUGGCGGUAGAUUUAAUGCAAUUGUUUCUAUCGCUGGAUAUGCAGUUUUAUUUUGAAAACUUUGAUGAAACCAAAUUUAAAUGUUGUGUUGCUAUCUGUGCUACUUAUCCCGCAGAAUGUGCCGAAUAUAUAUGCCGGCAAUUUCACACAGACAAUUCUUGCUACAAUGCCAAUGUGCGCAUUUUAAUGUUACAGAUUUUAGCGGCAGUCGUAAAGGAAUUAACAGGAGCAGUAGAAAUGGAGCCUUCCACAGAAGAUUCUAUUGCUGCCGUUAGCAGUCAUACACACUUGCGUAAAUUCCAGUUUGACAAUGAACAACAAAAACGUUUAGCUAUAGCCCAACAAACUAUACGCUUAAGAUUGCGUGAUAAAACUAAAAGAUAUUUUACCAAAAGUAAAACAUCCCACAGUUCCAAACCAAAUCGCUUUCACCCAGUAGUGGGUACGUUUUUCUUUUCUCUCGUCCGAGGUGAGCGCACCAAACAAAUGUUGUAUGUUAAAUAUGAUCGCAUAGCUCAUGAUAUUGAUACAAUGCUGCUGGUGAAUUUCCUGCACACACUUUCCAUUAUCGUUAUGGGAGCACAAAAUUGUCCCAUACUUCCAACCAUGGCCAGAGAAAUAUUUGAUUUGUGUGCGUUUGUGCGCUUUAGUUCAGAAUCACGUGUACGUUUGUCAUGCCUAGAACUUUUGGGCAUAACCUUAGUAACUACGCCAGAGUAUGUUUUGAUUGAACAAUUCAAUGACCGUCUAUUGGAGUUGAGAUAUUGGCUGGAAGAUUUCAUUAAAUCACCUUUAGUCGGAGGCGAAUCAUCAGAGGAAUGUCGUGAUCUGGCUUCACAAAUUUUAAACACCUGUUAUAAAAUAAUGAAUCCCGCAAAUAUGGAAGAGUAAAGUGCUUUUAAAUUGUUACGAAAACUUUAUAAAUUGUAAACAUUUUUAUAUUAAAAAUAUUUUUAUCCAAAAUAUUUGAAAUAAAUUUUCAAUUUGUGUAUUUAAAAAAA
Calliphora vicina (urban bluebottle blowfly) is the source of this 2958-nucleotide messenger RNA. RefSeq names its product telomere length regulation protein TEL2 homolog. Gene Ontology annotation, molecular function: Hsp90 protein binding; telomeric repeat DNA binding. The record is from RefSeq and is a predicted model, not a curated record. Gene Ontology annotation, cellular component: cytosol. The transcript has a single exon. The coding region runs from base 230 to 2848 and encodes 872 amino acids. NCBI's taxonomy places the organism in Eukaryota, Metazoa, Arthropoda, Insecta, Diptera, Calliphoridae. Gene Ontology annotation, biological process: telomere maintenance via telomerase; protein stabilization.